Polyodon spathula (Mississippi paddlefish) is the source of this 1610-nucleotide messenger RNA. RefSeq names its product UDP-galactose-4-epimerase (gene gale). The coding region runs from base 164 to 1216 and encodes 350 amino acids. Gene Ontology annotation, biological process: beta-D-galactose catabolic process via UDP-galactose, Leloir pathway. Gene Ontology annotation, molecular function: UDP-glucose 4-epimerase activity. Gene Ontology annotation, cellular component: cytosol. The transcript is spliced from 11 exons. Lineage: Eukaryota; Metazoa; Chordata; Actinopteri; Acipenseriformes; Polyodontidae. The record is from RefSeq and is a predicted model, not a curated record.
CAGCCCCUUUCCACGUGUCCGCGGAUCAGGAAAGUCGAGUUUCUUAAAGGCGCAGGAUGUCCCACACCUGACCGCGUACUGCAACAGCAACACUACGAGUCGAUCAGGAGCGCCGGCUGCACACCGACUGAGAGGCAGAGCAAGAGCUAGCACACAGGGCAGCAUGGCACAGAAGGUUCUGGUGACGGGGGGCGGGGGUUACAUCGGCAGCCACUGUGUGGUGGAGCUGAUCCAGGCCGGAUACACGCCCGUGGUGAUCGAUAACUUCAGCAACGCCAUCCGAGGAGAGGGUGGUUCCCCGGAGAGCCUGUGCCGGGUCGAGCGGCUCCUUCACACCAGGAUCGAGUUCAGGGAGCUGGACCUGCUGGACCGGGCCGGGCUCGAUGCAAUCUUCAAGGAGCACCAGUUCUCAGCAGUCAUGCACUUCGCUGGAUUGAAGGCUGUGGGGGAGUCAGUCCAGAAGCCUCUGAAAUACUACCGGGUCAACCUGACUGGAACCAUCAACCUGCUGGAGGCCAUGCAAGCUCACGGCGUGCUCAACAUUGUGUUCAGCAGCUCCGCCACGGUGUACGGAGACCCCCAGCGCCUGCCCAUCGACGAAGACCACCCUGCAGGGGGCUGCACCAACCCCUAUGGGAAAACCAAGUACUUCAUCGAGGAGAUGAUACAGGACCAGUGCAGGGCAGAGAAGGGUUGGAACGCGGUCCUCCUGCGCUAUUUCAACCCGAUCGGAGCGCACCAGUCCGGGCAGAUUGGAGAGGACCCCCAGGGCAUUCCCAACAACCUGCUGCCCUACGUAGCACAGGUGGCUAUCGGACGCAGGGAGCACCUCAAUGUGUUUGGGAAUGACUACGACACCCCCGAUGGGACAGGAGUGAGGGAUUAUAUCCACGUGGUCGACUUGGCGAAGGGUCACAUCGCUGCUCUGAAGAAGCUGCAAGAAAAAUGUGGCAGCAAGGUGUAUAACCUGGGCACAGGCACUGGCUACUCGGUGCUCGAGAUGGUGAAGGCCAUGGAGAAGGCUUCAGGGAAGGAGAUCCAGUACCAGAUCGCUCCCCGCAGAGAGGGAGAUAUCGCCUCCUGCUAUGCGGACCCCAGCCUGGCUGAGAAGGAGCUGGGCUGGAGAGCUAGCUUCGGACUCGACAAGAUGUGUGAGGACCUGUGGCGCUGGCAGUCCCAGAAUCCAACAGGCUUCAGCAAAGGGGUGGAGUCAUAACACAGACCCCUCCCACCCUCCUCGCAGCCAAUCAGAAUGCAGGGAGACGGCCUGUACAAAAUCAAGACUUUGAUGACCGACUGUCGAAAUGUAAAGGAAGAAACUGGAAUAAUAAGAUAAUUUAAUACGAUUUGUAUCACGUUGUUUAUUAUUAAUUGUUAUUAAUAUAAAACGGGGUUAUUGUUAUACUGUGCUGGUGAAACAAGAACAUAGAAGGAGAAAUUAGCAAGGGGCCUAAAAGGACUUUGUCUCUCUGUCCCCCUGUCCGUCUCUCCACCUCUGCUUGGGUGUGGGGGGACGAGUGUCCAGACUCUAUACGUGUCUGUGUAUCAGUGCAAAUGAAGGGAUUGUGACCUUGUCUUGUUGUUUAUAAUUAAACACUGUGUUGACAGUU